Molecule: messenger RNA, 1288 nt
Organism: Daucus carota subsp. sativus
Lineage: Eukaryota; Viridiplantae; Streptophyta; Magnoliopsida; Apiales; Apiaceae
Product: FHA domain-containing protein FHA2
Exons: 3
Coding region: 135-1037 (300 amino acids)
Biological process (GO): regulation of ribosomal protein gene transcription by RNA polymerase II
Cellular component (GO): nucleus
Molecular function (GO): sequence-specific DNA binding; protein binding
Source: RefSeq, a predicted model, not a curated record
AGUGCAAGCUCCGCUGUGUAUAUUGAUCUAUAUGCCAAACAGCCCCUUAACAACCAGACCAUAGCUCGUCAAUCUCCACCUUCUCAAUUCUUCUACAACUUAACAGAAUCCCGCGGGACCCAUCACCGGCGACCAUGGCGAGCGGCGGCGAAGGAAACGACGUCGAAGCAGGCUUCGCAAAGCUCCAAGGCGAAGACUUCGAGUACUAUAUGCAAACCUACUCCAUCAUCCUCGGCCGUAACAGCAAGAAAUCCACCGUCGACGUCGAUCUCUCCUCUCUCGGCGGCGGCAUGAACAUUUCCCGCCACCACGCCCGCAUCUUCUACGACUUCCAACGGCGUCGUUUCGCUCUCGAAGUUUUGGGGAAGAAUGGGUGCUCAGUUGAGGGGGUCUUGCAUCUGCCGGGGACCCCACCGGUGAAGCUCGAUUCCCAAGAUUUGCUGCAGAUUGGGGAUAAGGAGUUUUACUUUCUGUUGCCGGUGAGGAGUAUUCUUGGGGGGCCCAUUGUGCCACGUGGAGGGAGUGGGGGGUAUUUGGGGGCCUCGAAGAAGGGGAGGGGAAGGGGGUACGAGGAGGAGUAUGAAGAUGAUGAUGAAGAGGAGGAUGGGAAUGGGAAGAGGUAUGGAGGCUCGGGGUCAAGUGGGAAGGCUGGGAUGUCAGGGCAAUUCGACAAAAAGGGCGAGGGGCGGUCAAGGAUUGACCGUGAUACAGACAAUCAGCAGCUCAUGCAAUUGGAAGAAAAGGAUGUCGUGUCUUCUGUAGCUACUGUGCUCUCUGAUCUUUGUGGCCCUGGAGAGUGGAUGCCAAUGGAAAAACUUCAUGCGGAGUUACUGGAACAGUACAGCAGUGUCUGGCAUCAUAGCCGUGUCAGAAGAUACCUGACUUCGGAGGAUUAUCCCAGUGCUGAAGCCAAGGGCAAACCCUGGUUUGGAUUGCUUAUGUUACUGAAAAAAUAUCCUGAACACUUUGUGAUCCACACAAGGUCGAAGGGCAGGGUAACAUCGGAAUUUGUCUCUCUCGUGUCUCUGAUCUCUUGAGCAUACUUGUGUACAUCAGGGAAGUAUUCGAAAAUAUUGGACAAACAACCUCUAUGCAUGUGUUAGGGAAAGUAGAAGGCACUGUUUAUUCUGUUGGUUUAAAUUUUAAAACUUGAGUGUUUACUUCAAUGGUAUGGACCCCGGGUCCUAUGUCACCUAAAAUAUCCAGGUAGUCAGAUUGUAAUUUGCAUUUGGUCUUUACUCAUGUAAGCCUGGUUCAUUUACAAAAAAGAUCGACGGAAAUCAAGUAA